GUGGAGUCGCUGCAGCCUCCGCCGCCCAGAGAGAACCCCUGGACCAAAAAGCCGCCGCAGCACCUGCCCCCCGCCACGACGGAGCUGUCGCCGGCCCCGCCGGACACCCUGGAAGCAGAGCUCAGUUCCCCAAAACCUAUAAAAGCAGGAAUACUCAAGACAAAGAAAUCCAACAAGGCCAGUGAUUUCAGCGAUAUGGCUCUUUGGCCAACACCAGGUGAAUUAGUGAACACUGGAAAAACCUUUUUGCAGUUUCAGAGUGUCCUAAGCCAAGGAAGUAAGAAGCCACAAAUUAGAAAAGAAAAAGAAGAGAAGGUUGAAAAGAGAAGUAACAGUGAGAGCAAAGAAAACCGGGAAACAAAAUUCAAUGGUCCUGGUGAAAACGUGAGUGAGCAUGAGGCUCAUUCAAGUAGUCAGCGAAAGAGAGCUAAUAAGCACAAGUGGGUACCGCUCCACUUAUAUGAUCUUAGGCCAGACAGUCAAGAAAGACCUGGAUCCCGGAAUAACUCAAGAUAUCAAGCUGAAGCAAAUAAGUCAGCACAUAAUAACAGGAGAAAUGAUACACGAAGUUGGAGGCGAGAUAGAGAAAAAAGAGAUGAUCAAGAUGAAGUAUCCAGUGUGAGAAGCAAGGGUGGCACUAUCCAAGGUUCUUUUAGAGGCCGAGGAAGAGGCCGAGGAUGGGGAAGAGGACGAGUGAACUUUGAGUGUACAUGUGGUUAUGGAGAACACGGUGAAAGGACUGAUCAGCCAUUUCAAACGGAAUUUAAUACCAGUAUGAUGUAUUACUAUGAUGAUGGGACAGGCAUACAGGUGUAUCCUGUGGAGGAAACAUUGCUUAAAGAAUAUAUUAAACGCCAAAUUGAAUAUUACUUCAGUAUAGAAAAUUUGGAACGAGACUUCUUUCUUCGGAGAAAGAUGGAUGAACAAGGUUUCUUGCCUAUUUCACUGAUUGCUGGUUUUCACCGUGUUCAGUCUCUCACCACAAACCUUAAUCUCAUCUUAGAGGCACUGAAGGAUAGCACAGAAAUUGAAAUUGUGGAUGAGAAAAUGAGAAAAAGGGUAGAACCAGAAAAAUGGCCAAUCCCAGGCCCUCCUCCACGAAUUGUGCCACAAACAGAUUUCUCUCAACUGAUUGAUUGUCCAGAGUUUGUACCAGGACAAGCCUUUUGCUCACCAUCAGAGUCUGCCCCAAAUUCUCCAAGAAUUGGAAGUCCCUUGAUUCCAAAGAAAAAUACUGAAACAAGUAGUCUUCAAGCAAUGUUUAGAGGUUUGUCUACCAGUUUACCUGACUUGGAUUCAGAACCUUGGAUAGAAGUAAAGAGGCAUCACCUGCCCCCAAUCAAAUUAAAGAGUCCAAGAAAGAAAAAAACAAGACAGUGCAAGUGCCCUUCUGAGUGUCAUGUUGGUUGGGUAAUGGAUUCCAGAGAUCACGGGCCAAGAACAGCUGCUGUCAGCAGUUCAGACCCUUCACCUUCAGAAGCUGCAUCACUUGUGGGAAGCUGUGGAUGUACUCCCCACUCACUCCCAAAGUUCCAGCAUCCUUCUUAUGAACUUUUGAAAGAAAAUGGCUUUACCCAACAAGUAUAUCAAAAGUAUCGUCAAAGAUGUCUAAGUGAGAGAAAACGUUUAGGAAUUGGACAGUCCCAAGAAAUGAAUACCCUCUUUCGUUUCUGGUCCUUUUUCCUCAGAGAUCACUUCAACAAAAAAAUGUAUGAGGAUUUUAGACAACUUGCUUGGGAAGAUGCAAAAGAAAAUUACAGGUAUGGGUUAGAAUGUCUGUUCAGGUUUUAUAGUUAUGGACUGGAAAAAAAAUUCAGACAAGAAAUUUUUAAGGAUUUCCAAGAAGAAACCAAAAAAGAUUAUGAAUCUGGUCAGCUGUAUGGACUAGAAAAAUUUUGGGCAUAUCUGAAAUAUUCUAAAUUUAAGACACACUCUGUUGACCAAGAGCUUCGGAAAUACCUCUGUACUUUUAAGAAGUUAGAAGAUUUCCGCAUUGAUCAGCCCCCAGUUACUGAGGAAUUUGGAAGAAAAAGGUAUUCAUCUACUUCUGCUGAGGAGAGUAAUAGUCCCAGCCUUCUGUCUAAUUCUUCUACAAAGCCACCAAAUGCUGCUAAGCCUACAUCUCCCACGCAGCUUCAGGUGCCCGUAAACUCCCAGAAGGCGUCCUUCACAGGAGUCCAGAGAGAGUUCACACCAGAACCAUGCUGCUUCCGUUUCAGCAAGUGAUGAAAUUCCGGAGAAACAGGCUCUUACAAAAAUUGUGUUACCUUGAAGUCAACAUUUAUACAUCAGUAUUGGAAAAAAGUCUUCUGAUAUUUAAUUGCGAUAAUCAGAAAAAAAGAAAAAUAGUAGCAUUUUUUUUUAAGCAAGAUAAAUUGCCAAAGUAUUUUCCCUGGUUUCACAAACAUAGGGUAGUUUUGGUGACCUUUUCUGGAGUAAUGCAUUUUGGCCUCAGUAUUUUUCUAACACAUUGUUUAUAAGAACAGCAUUCCUUAAAUAUGUUCAAAAACAACACAAGGAAUGCCUCAUAUUUCAGCUCGUGCUCCUUAAGAUAUAGUGUGUUUUAUUCAGCUCUUCUAUAGAGCUCUCUUGAUGAUCCAAUUAUUUCCCUGUCAGUUCAUAUUGGAACUUAUAGAUUACUUAUGUAUUUUUUAAAUUCAGAGAAAAUAUGAAAGAUACAUUUACUUUUUCUUUCAGAU
Molecule: messenger RNA, 2699 nt
Organism: Fukomys damarensis (Damara mole-rat)
Lineage: Eukaryota; Metazoa; Chordata; Mammalia; Rodentia; Bathyergidae
Gene: Larp1b
Product: La ribonucleoprotein 1B
Exons: 16
Coding region: 196-2226 (676 amino acids)
Biological process (GO): mRNA stabilization; positive regulation of translation
Cellular component (GO): cytoplasmic stress granule; cytosol
Molecular function (GO): RNA cap binding
Source: RefSeq, a predicted model, not a curated record